AGCAAGCUUGCUUGACUUUUGCAGGAUAGUAGCGAUGGAAGCAGCUGCAGUGGAAGAGCAAGCAUGCGAUAACAAAUACAUUGUCAAGCGAAAAACUUGAUGAAUGAAUGCAGUCGUCUUUUGUAAAAUUACACUAAUAUAGCUGCGCCGGGUUGCGGCAAAGUUGCAAAAGGUACAUUCGCUUCCCCGAACUGCUGCCGCGGGAAAUCUGCUCUGUUGUCGCUGCUGCUGUUUCUUGCCGAAAUACUGAUACUCCGGUUAAAUCAAAUCAUAGUGUUUGUGGUUAUCUGGGAUGAAUUCACAAGUCAUCAGUCUCAACAGAGAAAAACAAGGACAUGAGUGCUAGAUGAUGUUUCUGCCAUGGAGAUGAACAUCACAGCUACAUCCUCCCAGGAGUCGUAGAGGAAUGCCCUGUGUACUCUGGGGUGACUCCUGCCUUGGAGCAUGAGCACAGAAGCCCAAGCGAGGGCAGGGGUCCUGCUAUGAUGCAAGCUCUGGGCUGCAGGAUGAACCUGGCGGCGGUUCUGAACGGCCUGCUGGUGUCGGUGGUGGCGGCGCUGCUGUGGAAGUACGUGAAGCUGAGCGAGCACGCCGCUCUGCUGGAGGAGGAGCUGCUGCUGACGCGCCAGUCCCAGGAGCUGUCGCAGGUACGCAUCGACUACCACGCCGCCCUGCAGGCCCUUCAGCAGCACGGGACCCGCAUGGUCUGCACGGGCAAGAUGCACACGGACCGCGUCUGCCGCUUUGACUACCUGUGCUACUCCACCGAGGCUGAGGAGUUUGUUUUCUUCCACAGCAACGCCUCUGUCAUGCUCCCCAACCUGGGCCCGCGCCGCUUCCAGCCCGCGCUGCUGGACCUAUCCUCCGUGGAGGACCACAACACCCAGUACUUCAACUUCCUGGAGCUGCCCGCAGCCGCCCUCAAAUUCAUGCCCAAGCCUGUGUUUGUUCCUGACGUCGCUCUCAUUCUCAACCGCUUCAACCCUGAUAACCUCAUGCAUGUCUUUCACGAUGAUUUGUUGCCCAUAUUCUACACCAUGGGUCAAUACUCGGACCUGGAUGAAGAGGCCCGGCUGGUCUUCAUGGAGGGCUGGAGCGAGGGCCCCCACUUCCAGCUCUACCGCCUGCUGAGCAGUAAACAGCCGCUCCUCAAGGAGCAGCUGAGGAACUUCGGCAAGCUCCUGUGCUUCACCAAGUCCUAUGUGGGCCUGUCCAAAAUGACCACCUGGUACCAGUAUGGCUUCGUCCAGCCUCAGGGACCCAAGGCAAACAUACUGGUGUCGGGAAACGAGAUCAGGCAGUUUUCAUCGUUCUUGGCAGAGAAGCUGAACGUGACGGUGGGGGAGCAGACAGAGAAGACGGACGAGUAUAUUGUGGUCUUCAGCCGCUCUCUUAACAGGCUGAUCCUGAACGAGGCGGAGCUGAUCCUGGCACUAGCGCAGGAGUUCCAGAUGAAGGUCGUCACCGUGUCCCUGGAGGAGCAGUCCUUUGCGGACAUCGUCCGAGUCCUCAGCAGGGCGUCCAUGCUGGUCAGUAUGCAUGGGGCCCAGCUGGUCACCUCUCUCUUCCUUCCUCGUGGCGCCGCUGUGGUGGAGCUGUACCCAUAUGCCGUCAACCCAGAGCAUUAUGCUCCCUACAGGACACUGACCUCGCUGCCAGGUAUUGACCUGCAGUAUGUGGCCUGGAGGAACACCAAGGAGGAGAACUCUGUGACCUUCCCAGAGCGUGCCUGGGAUCAGGGUGGCAUUGCACACUUGGAGAAGGAGGAGCAGGACCGUAUCAUGAAGAGCAAGGAGGUGCCGCGACACCUGUGCUGUCGGAACCCGGAGUGGCUUUUCCGCAUCUACCAGGAUACCAAGGUGGACAUUGCCUCCCUUCUGGAUGCCCUGCACCAGGGACUGGUCUCCAGGCCAGGACCCAAGAGGGCUAGGCCUGCCAGCACAGUCCACCCAGGCAGGGUGAGGGAGCCCAAGUGCCAGACCUCCGUCCAGGCGACCAACGAGGCCAAGCUGACCGUGUCCUGGCAGAUCCCCUGGAACCUCAAGUACCUGAAGGUGAGGGAGGUGAAGUAUGAGGUAUGGAUUCAGGAACAGGGGGAGAACACCUACAUGCCUUACAUCUUACCGCACCAGAACUACACCUUCUCCGAGAACAUCAAACCUUUCACCACCUACCUGGUGUGGGUCCGCUGCAUCUUCAACAAAACACUUCUGGGCCCUUUUGCAGAUGUCCUCAUGUGCAGAACCUGAUGCCGGUUUGUUUGCAGGGUUGAAAAAGACGAGGACUAACUCCAGCUCUGUCCAGACAGCCAGACACACUGCUGAAGCUUACUCUCAGAUGCAUUUUCCUUCUGUUGGUUCUGUUGCCUCAGUAGCUCUGUAUGAUCAGAAGAGCCUGGCCCACUGUUGCCAAGGUCCUGGCUUGUUCUGUGAUGUGUUUGGUGCCUGUGAGAUGGAGGUCAUGCGGUUCUCUCCAGAGGGUGGUGAAAUACAAGGUGAAAUGCAAAUUAGCUGCUGGGAGUUUUAUGGAAAUAUAGAACACGUCGGAAAAGCUCAAAGAAAAAAGGAACUGUUUAAGAUUCUAAACCCGAAGGCACUGCUAUAGUUAGCGGCAUAGGAUUCUUUAAAAUAAGUGCUAUUUAGUCUGCGCAUCUUUUCAGGGGGUACAACUUGUUUUACAAAAUAAUUAUUUAUAAUUGAGAGGAAUUAAAUGCUUUGUUUUUAUUUAUAUUUAUCAGUCCAGGGCACUGAAGACUUUUUUGUUUACCUAUUUGGAAAGUGAAUUGUGUUCGUAUGUAAUGUAGGUUUUUGGUAAGUUGUCCGUUCCAGGCAUAUAAUUAUAUUUCUAGGUCUCAUAUUUUUGCCCAGAGUGAUUUAUUGAGCUGAUUGAGUGAUUUGAUUAGAAGUAGACUAGAACUGUACGUGUCUGUAUUGUACCUUCUCCAUAUAGGCUUUGCUGUAUUGUUUUUGCUAUAUGCUGUUGUUGUGUACAGUUUUGUCAUUGUUUCAUUUGUUAUUUAACGUUUCAUUUUUUGUAUAAUGUAGCCAAAACCAUGAAACCAAAGUACAUUUAAUGUUUGAUGAUUUUAAGGUCUGUGUUUUUAAUUGUGUCAUUCGGCAUUUUUCGUACAUUAUGUGAUUUUGUGAAAAUCGUUCUGGAUAACACGACUGAUUUAGCGCAGUGUUCUGCCCACAGUCCUCAUGUAAAAUGUGCAUCUUGUCUUCAAGGUUAUUCUGUGAGAAUGGGGGAUGUCAGUGCUCUGAAAAUUGCGUGUUUGCCCAUUGAAGGAAGGAGCAAAUGUCCAUGAGCAAAUGUCAGUGCUGUUUGAGGAGAUGUAGAUAAGAUUUAGGUUGUGGAUUUAAAACCCAUCAGUGCUGCAGGGCCCGUGCCUGGAGAGGAAAGCGCAAAUGGCUGUGUGAUCAGAGGAGCUGGGUCUGUCAGGCCGCCUGCCACCUGGUGAAACAGGCAGUUGACAGACACAGAAUCCUGACUUUUUAUCUCAGCCCGACUGAAGAACAAGCUUUACACGUACUGAAGAAGUGUUUUAUGCAGUAAUAGGAGCUUUGACUUGUGCGAAGCAAUCACUUUAACCACCAUUGUGAAAAUACUAGGAAUCAGUGAUUUUAAGUCUGUGAGUCACAUGAUGGCUCCAUAUUCAGUUUGGGCAUCAUGAAGCCUCGCAGUAAUAUUACCCAUUAAGAUUUUUGCAUGAUAUGAUAAAAUUCCACUCUAUGGCCACUAUAAUACUGUGCACAUCAUCUAUGCUCUUAUUGGAUUAUAGAUGAUGACUGAGAUUUACCCUGCUUUUCAGUCAAAAUGCAACGCAACAUUUGUGCUGUCAUUAGAAUAUAAAUUCCAAUAUUUACCAUAAAGCAAAUAAAUCUUUAUUAUAUAUGACUGAACUUAUUUUUUUUUACCAAAAAUGUGUUUGUUUUUUUUUGUUUGUUUUUUGUCAAAGGCAAUAUAAGAAAGAAAAAACAUACUUUUCUGUUAUAUAGCAACAUAUAUCGCUGUUAGGUUUUCUUAAAGAACUCCCCCCAUUGAGAUGCAGAAAUAGCCUGGGACAUAAUUUGCUUAUUAAUAUUGAUAUUAAUAUUUAUGAUCUCUAUUACCAUUCCAUGCAGGUACAACCAUGUUUAAAACCAGUAUAUAAUUACCCCUCUCUGUUUUCUCUGUGAAUUCAGAGUAGUAGCUAUAACAGUUUAAUUCCCUGAACCAAACUCUCAAGUGUUGAUCAGGCCAGUUUACGGUUUAUACUGCAGAAGAAUCUGAAUUCUAGGCAGUUCCCCACUGUAUUCAUUUGACUGUGAUGCCUCCAUUGGGGCAUCUGGAAUUUGUCAGUUCUUGUUCCCCAAAUGUGGAAUGUUGUUUAGUGCCACAACGUAAGAUGUACCAGCGCCACCAAUUUUCUAUACGUAAUUAGGAGCAUUCCUCAUAUUCACUUCAAAUGCGACCGUAAUAUAAAGUUUUCCGACCCAAAUAAACGUACCUUGAUCUUUACUGUGCUUUUGUCCGUGGAAUAAAUGAAUCUCUCUGUGUACCUCUCAGGAUAAAUAACUGAUGUUGUUUUCUCCGAGCGCAAACAGAAAGCCAGACAAGUGUGCACUGUGUUGGAUGGUAGCCAGGCCCUAAAAUGUUUUUGUUGUUUUGUUUUCUCCCAUCUCUGUGCUGAGGAAAAUCCUGUUCCCAGUUAGCUGUACUGUUUAAUUUGAAAGAUUUUUCGGUUUCUGGUGUAGCAGUGAUGUGUGAUGGAUGCAGUAUCGAAGCUCUUAGUUCAACCCUUCGCUGUUGUUUUUAAUGUGGAAUGGUAGUGUAGAGGUCUCCCCCAACAGUGUGGAAAUCUAUUUGCUAAAAAUGAAAAUGAACUAAGUAUUAACUACUGUAUAAACUGAAAAGCUAAGCAGUUGUGUUUGUCAUUAUAAGAGAACAAUGAGUAUAUUAUGAAAUAUGCUUUGAUCAUUUAUUUAAUAAACCACAUUUCUUUUAACAUA
This is a messenger RNA of Anguilla anguilla (European eel), 4991 nucleotides long. It is a transcript of the gene pomgnt2, whose product is annotated as protein O-linked mannose N-acetylglucosaminyltransferase 2 (beta 1,4-). Lineage: Eukaryota; Metazoa; Chordata; Actinopteri; Anguilliformes; Anguillidae. Gene Ontology annotation, molecular function: protein binding; protein O-acetylglucosaminyltransferase activity. Gene Ontology annotation, biological process: protein O-linked glycosylation via mannose. The record is from RefSeq and is a predicted model, not a curated record. The transcript is spliced from 3 exons. Bases 483 to 2249 code for a protein of 588 amino acids. Gene Ontology annotation, cellular component: endoplasmic reticulum.